AUGGUUUCGGAUUCAACAUACACAUACACGGCCAUUGCUGCCCCACGAAACAUCCGCCUUAUCCACCUCCACCCUGGAAAUGAGUCUGACCCGGUCUCUCUCUCUCUUGCGACUGUUGCCCUCGACUCUGUGCCCGAUUAUGAGGCCAUCUCGUAUUGUUGGGGUAAUGCCGCGGACCAGCGCCAGGUAACCUGCAACGGUGCAACUCUCUCCAUCACCAACAGCCUCUUCACCGGACUUGUCGCGUUUCGUCAACCAGAUCGACCCCGCAUUCUCUGGGCAGAUGCCAUCUGCAUCAAUCAGAAUGAUCUAGUCGAGAAGCGCGACCAAGUACUCCUAAUGCCGGAGAUCUACUCACAGGCGAAGUGCGUGCUCGUAUGGCUAGGUAUCUCCGAUGAUCCUGUUCACGGGCGUGUACCGCCAAGCGUUGCAGGCUCAAUCCAAGAGGCCCUACAGAUGAUUCCCGAGUUCAACCCAGAAGAUGCCUCGGGAAUGGUAGCGACCAUACAGGCGCUACACCAAGAUUCGCAACGGUUACGUGAACAAGGCAAGCCGAAUCUGUUGGAUCAUGACUGGCUGCCUCUGGCCUCACUUUUGUCGCGCCCAUGGUUCCGCCGGAAGUGGAUGAUACAGGAGAUCUCUCUUGCCAAGGAAGUUCUGGUUCAUGUUGGCAAGGAGAUCCAGUUCCCAUGGCUAGACCUAGCACAGCUGAUGUUCAGUAUCGGGGUGUUGAAUAUGGACAGGGCGGCAGACCUGCAAAUAGAAAAAGUGCUGAAUCCAACUCACCAGGGAGAGCAAGAUGGCACCUUGAGGGAGCCCAUAAGUGACGGCAGAGAGGCCAAGACCAUAUUAAAGGGCACCUCGUUUACAUUCUCCGCGGCGCUUCAAUGCGCUGCGGCUAUCUACAUGGUUCAACUUUUUCGACAUGCUGGCACGCUCCUAGACGGGGUUGUGGUUGCGCAGUUGUUUGAAUGUACCGACCCGAGGGAUCAUGUCUACUCGCUUUUGAGCUUGAUUUCCACAGGCCCGACCAUUCAGCCCGAUUACGAAGCGUCUCUCAGCGACGUGUUUCGCCGUUUUGCCAAGGCAAUGCUGGUAGAGGGCCAGAGCUUAAAGGUCCUCGGCCUGGCACCCAACAAACAUGUGUUCUACAAACCGGACGCGAAGGAGGUUGAGGGCCUCCCGUCGUGGGCCCCCGAUCUGCGAGACAUACACUCGAACAUCUUGACCGGAUCUACGGUCCGGCCCCAAGCAUUCUUUGCCGGCGGAAAGAACAAGCCUAUCCUGGACAUAUCUGCGGACGAGCGUAUCCUCAGCUGUUCUGGUCGGAUCAUCGACACUGUCAAAGCCUUCUCCACAAGCAUGGUAGACAUGGUCCUAGAUGACAUGCCCGAGUUGAGGGCGAACCCGGCGAUUUUCCUGCAGACUGACGAUCCCCUGCUGGAGCGGAGGCAACGGCGUUUCGCUCGCUGGCUUGACGGAUGCUACAGUCUAGCGUUUGGUCACCACUAUGCGGCUCGAGACGUAUCUGACCCUCAGGACGAUUUGAUGGCGUCCUUUGCGCGGAGCAUGAUGCAUGAUGUAGACGCGAUGAGGAACCGCGCCGAUCCAGAGUCGAUAGCCAUGUUUCCUAAGUACAUGGAGCAGAUAUUUGACGAUGUGGAAAAGGGUAACUUUGGUUUGGAAGACAAGUCAUCUAAAAUGUCUCCUGCCUUAAGAAACGUGGGGGAAAACGUCAGGAACUUCGCAAUGUCCUUAUUCUGUGUGACAGGAAAUGGACGCUUUGGGCGGAUCCCUCCUACUUCUCGUGCUGGUGAUCUUGUCUGCGUCUUUGUUGGCGCUGAGACACCGUUCAUCAUACGUCCAACCGGCCGUGAAACAUACACUAUGAUUGGAGAAUGCUACAUUGACGGAAUAAUGGAUGGCGAAGCAAUAGAAGGGUCUUCUCUUCCUGAUGGAUCCUUAGAUACCAUUGAGUUAGAGUAG
Messenger RNA from Clonostachys solani, 1986 nucleotides. NCBI's taxonomy places the organism in Eukaryota, Fungi, Ascomycota, Sordariomycetes, Hypocreales, Bionectriaceae. The record is from the annotation of a GenBank genome assembly.